Cataglyphis hispanica is the source of this 2124-nucleotide messenger RNA. RefSeq names its product lachesin-like. The coding region runs from base 635 to 1900 and encodes 421 amino acids. The transcript is spliced from 9 exons. The record is from RefSeq and is a predicted model, not a curated record. Gene Ontology annotation, cellular component: neuron projection. NCBI's taxonomy places the organism in Eukaryota, Metazoa, Arthropoda, Insecta, Hymenoptera, Formicidae.
CGUUCCGCCGUCUCCGCUCGAUACUCAAACGAGUCCUUCGCCACGUGACCGCGCCAUCGAAAACGCGCAUUGAGUCGAAAACACUUCGAGCCUCCUCGACCAUCAGCGAGAUCCAGACGAAGAUCUUUUCCGCGAUAAGGGCUCUUCAAUAAAAAAAAGAAAGAAAAAAGAAAAUUUUUCCGUCGGCUGCGAUAUUCGGAAUCUCGCAAAGAGACACGCGAUAGACUAUGACAAGACUGGGCGAAAGGACUGUUGAGUUCUCGGAGUUAGUCACGAUAUGCUAAAGUGUAUCCUGAAGAGUUUCUAAUUAGCGUUUGCGCGGUCGCUACGCGGUGAGACACGUGAUUCCCGCGGGGUCCGUAUACCCCGAGACCGUGAAUGGUGCUGAAAGGUGGUAAACGUGUUUCCUAAGGCCGUUAAGGGCGGUACGUGAUGUUUAGCUGCUACGAGAGAUUUUAGGUGUAGGGAUUAUCGAGGAUUGACUACAUCCUGAUAAGGCAUGCUAUGCGUCAGAGCGCACCGGAAACGGCGGUUCGCGCAGAAGAUGACGGGGUUAAGUAGAUAAAGGGAGCGGAGCCUGGUUUGCCAUCGACGAUAUUCCUCGGCUCCCCUUCUUUUCUCAUCGCAGCGCACAAUGCUCUACCAUCGCGCCCUUGUCGUUCUCUUCGCUGUCAACGUGCCAAUCGUGACCGGGCUUGAGCCAGACUUCGCUUACCCGCUGGAGAACGUAACGAUCCCGCAGGGUCGAGACGCUACCUUCACCUGCGUGGUGAACAACCUCGGUGGAUACCGGGUGAGUCCUUCCUCCUCCGCGAGCCGAGAUCACUCAGGCAGCGUCAACGCCCGGGUGGCAUGGAUCAAAGCGGACACCAAGGCGAUCCUAGCGAUUCACGAGCACGUGAUCACAAACAACGCCCGUCUGUCAGUCACCCAUAGCGAUUACAACACGUGGACGUUAAACAUUCGCGCAGCACGUCGGGAAGAUCGCGGGAUUUAUAUGUGCCAGGUCAACACGGAUCCCAUGAAGAGCCAGAGCGCGUUUUUGGAGGUGGUAAUACCGCCAGACAUAAUCUCGGAAGAGACUUCGAACGACAUGAUGGUACCCGAGGGAGGUUCCGCGAAGCUGGUGUGUAAAGCGCGCGGCUAUCCCAAGCCUGACAUCGUGUGGAAACGAGAAGACGGCACUGAAAUCAUUUCGCGGGCCGGCGUUUCCGGCGGCAAGACAAAAAUACCCACUGCAGGAGGCGAAACGCUGACUUUGUCGAAAGUAACGAGAGGCGAGAUGGGUGCUUACCUGUGCAUCGCCAGCAACGGCGUGCCUCCGUCAGUCAGCAAACGAAUGAUGCUACACGUGCAUUUUCACCCGAUGGUCCAAGUACCGAACCAGCUGGUGGGAGCUCCGAUCGGGACUAACGUCACGUUGGUCUGUCACGUGGAAGCGUCACCUAAAGCCAUUAAUUACUGGACUCGAGAAUCGGACGAAAUGAUAAUCAGCAACAGUAAGUACGCGAUGUCCGAAACAAAAACAUCGGUGUACAGCGUGCAGAUGCGACUAGUGAUCAUGAACCUGCAGAAGCACGAUCUUGGUGGCUACAAAUGCAUCUCGAAAAAUUCUAUCGGCGAUGCUGAGGGGAACAUCCGGCUUUACGACAUGGAGCUGCCUAAGCAUUCGAAAAAGACGGGUGACCGUCGAUCGGACGACGAUACGGGCGAUUCGAUCGGCGAACGCGAUCACAGACUGAAUCACGUGCAUCAGGGCCCUUUGAGGGAAACGGGAUCUACCCUAGAACCGGCUUUCGACACAGACGAUAAUUCGGCAUCCACUACGUCGAAAGAGAGCGCGUUGGCCGCGAUCGUCGCCAUCAUCCUAGUCGCUCUGCAUCUGCUCGCUUCCACGUAAGAUAGACGGAAUUAAUCCUUAAACACUCUCAAAAUACGUUUAUCACGAGCUCUCGAGUCUCUAGCUUUAACUCUAAAAGAGAUCGCGGCGAAAUAAUCCGAUCGAGUCGCGUUCUCGACGAUCCAUGUUUGUCGUCUACCAAAUCUUUGGAUCGAUACUUCGUUGAUACGUAACAAUAGUCAUACGGAAGAAUAAUUAUUAAUUAUUAUGCGCCACAUUGCUGA